Laccaria bicolor S238N-H82 is the source of this 1053-nucleotide messenger RNA. RefSeq lists its product as uncharacterized. The transcript has a single exon. Lineage: Eukaryota; Fungi; Basidiomycota; Agaricomycetes; Agaricales; Hydnangiaceae. Bases 1 to 1053 code for a protein of 350 amino acids. The record is from RefSeq and is a predicted model, not a curated record.
AUGCAUCCCGAAUUGCUUGAGUUCCAGGACGACAUUGACGCCCGUCUACCUUUACUCGGCAAAACAAUGUCUCUCCCCCUAGAACUAGUCCAAGAAAUCAUUCAUCUCCUACUCUUCUCCGCCCCACCGCGCUCCUCGACUCCAGAAGAUCCCGGCAAUUCAACUAAACCCAGAUGGGGCACGAUAGAUGCGCUCAGCCUCACUUCACAAAGCUGCCGCGCCCUAGUGCUCGAAGCCUGGUUUCGCACUCUCUACAUCGAAUCGCCGGAGGAUCUAAUCUUCUUACGGGAGUCGGGCUGGUUUCCUGAGCUAGAGAGUAAAUGGACCAGACACCUCCACUGCGUCUUAGAAUCAUUCAGCAACGCUUGGAACCUUUCUGCCUUCCUCCAAGUUUCCUCCAUUAGACUGGACUGGCUCCCGCCGUGCGCCAACUUGGGCACACUACCCUUUUUACACCUCUCCUGCACGGUUGAACACUUCGACUUGCGUGGAAAGUGGUGGCCUACGCCUGAGGCGGUUCAAACUAUCACUGAUACCCCAGGCUUUGGGUGUUUGAAGACAUUGAAGAUGGAGCUAGACACGGUAUGGUGUGGAAUUUGCCAGAUGUGCUGUUUGUUCCCGUUUAAAGGCCGGCCGACGGGAGUGGUAUAUGAGGGGGGUUUGGGUUUGCCUUUCGACUAUGCGCGUGUUCUAGCGCCACUUGAAUACCUGGAAGAGGUUGUGAUUAUUACACCCAAUUACCGCCCAGGGUGGACUACAUUGGCUUUGAACGCAGACACAAACCCAGAGACGACCCCCACCUCCGACAGAAACGUAAACCCGAACUUAUGGUCGGGUGAAUGCGAUAUCUGCGUGAGGGUGGCGUACAAAGAUGAUGCGUUCCGCGAGAAGUGGGUGGCUAGGAAGAGACACGUCGGUCUGGCAUACGGUGAUGGUGAUAACGAUGAUGGCGAGAAAGGUCUGAGGCCACCAAGGUUGAGGAGGGUGGAGUAUCGCUCACAAAAAAGUUCAAAACAGCCGACCAACAGCCGACUCAUGUUGUUUUUAAUCUAG